CUCCCCGUUUCCCCGGGCGCUGGGAGCCCGAGUCGGCGGGAAGAUGGCGGCGCCGCUCAUCCCCCUCUCCCAGCAGAUUCCCGGUGGGAAUCCGCUCUACGAGUCCUACUACAAGCAGGUGGACCCAGCCUACACCGGGAGAGUGGGGGCCAGCGAGGCCGCGCUUUUCCUCAAGAAGUCGGGGCUCUCCGACAUCACCCUUGGGAAGAUAUGGGACCUGGCCGACCCAGAAGGUAAAGGGUUCUUGGACAAACAGGGCUUCUACGUGGCCCUCAGGCUGGUGGCCUGCGCGCAGAGCGGCCACGAAGUCGCCCUGAGCAACCUGAGUCUCACCAUGCCGCCCCCCAAGUUUCACGACACCAGCAGCCCGCUGAUGGCCACGCCGCCGCCCGCCGACACCCACUGGGCCGUGAGGGUGGAGGAGAAGGCCAAGUUCGACGGCAUCUUUGAGAGUCUCCUGCCCAUCAACGGCCUGCUGUCGGGGGACAAGGUGAAGCCGGUGCUCAUGAACUCCAAGCUGCCGCUGGACGUGCUGGGCAGGGUCUGGGACCUCAGCGACAUCGACAAGGACGGCCACCUGGACCGGGACGAGUUUGCCGUGGCCAUGCACUUGGUGUACCGGGCGCUGGAGAAGGAGCCGGUGCCCUCCGCGCUGCCCCCCACCCUCAUCCCGCCCUCCAAGAGGAAGAAGGCCGUGUUCCCCGGCGCCGUGCCCGUGCUGCCCGCCAGCCCCCCGCCCAAGGACAGCCUGCGCUCCACGCCCUCCCACGGCAGCGUGAGCAGCCUCAACAGCGCGGGCAGCCUGUCCCCCAAGCACGGCGUCAAGCAGCCGCAGCCGGCCGUGGCCUGGGUGGUGCCCGUGGCGGACAAGCUGCGCUUCGACGAGGUCUUCCUGCAGACCGACCUGGACCUGGACGGCUAUGUGAGCGGCCACGAGGUGAAGGACAUCUUCAUGCACUCCGGCCUCACCCAGAGCCUGCUGGCGCACAUCUGGGCCCUGGCCGAUACGAGGCAAACGGGGAAGCUAAGCAAAGACCAAUUCGCGCUCGCUAUGUAUUUCAUUCAGCAGAAGGUCAGCAAGGGCGUGGACCCGCCGCAGGUCCUCUCGCCGGACAUGGUCCCGCCCUCGGAGAGAGGCGCGCCCCUGCCGGACAGCUCCAGCUCGCUGGGCCCCGGGGAGUUCACGGGAGUGAAGGAGCUGGACGACAUCAGCCAGGAGAUCGCCCAGCUGCAGAGGGAGAAGUUCUCCCUGGAACAGGACAUUCGGGAGAAGGAGGAGGCGAUCCGACAGAAAACCAGUGAAGUCCAGGAACUCCAGAACGACCUGGACAGGGAGACAAGCAGCCUGCAGGAGCUGGAGGCGCAGAAGCAGGAUGCGCAGGACCGCCUGGAUGAGAUGGACCAGCAGAAGGCCAAGCUCCGAGACAUGCUGAGCGACGUCAGGCAGAAGUGCCAGGACGAGACCCAGAUGAUCUCAUCGCUGAAAACGCAAAUCCAGUCUCAGGAGUCGGACCUGAGGAGCCAGGAGGAGGACCUGAGCCGCGCCCGGGCAGAGCUCACGCGCCUGCAGCAGGAGGAGACGCAGCUGGAGCAGAGCGUGCAGGCCGGGCGCGCGCAGCUGGACACCAUCAUCAAGUCCCUCCAGUCCACGCAGGACGAAAUCAGCCAGGCCCGGAGCGCGCUGGCACAGCUGCAGGAGAGCCGCGCGGAGGCGCCGCGUGGCGUGGCGCGGCGCGAGCGGGCGCUGGACGGCGCGGGCCCGGCCGCCCCGGCUGACGGCGGUGGAUUUGGAGCCAUGGACGAUCCUUUCAAGAGCAAAGCCCUGCUGUUCAGCGGCAGCGCGCAGGAGCUGCCAGCCGACCCCUUCCAGGCCGACGACCCCUUCCAGACCGACCCCUUCAAGGGAGCCGACCCCUUCAAAGGCGACCCGUUCCAGAACGAUCCAUUUGUGGAGCAGCAGACAGCGAUCACAGAUCCCUUCGGCGGGGACCCUUUCCGAGAGAGCGACCCCUUCCGCGGCCCUGUCCCCGACCCCUUCUCCAAGAAGCAGCCGCGGAGCGACCCGUUCGCCGCCGACCCCUUCGCCAAGACCCCCGGCGCGCCCACCUCGCUCGACCCAUUCGAGGCCAGUGAGCCCUUCGCGUCGUCCGGCGUGCCGAAAGCAUCAGAUCCCUUUGGGACACUGGACCCCUUUGGGAGCGGGGCGUUCGGCAGCGCCGAGGGCUUCGCUGACUUCAGCCAGAUGUCCAAGCCCCCCCCUGGGCCUUUCCCCGCGUCCGUGGGAGGCGCGGCGUUCUCAGACGACCCCUUUCACGGUGCGCAGCACACGCCGGCUCUGCCGCCCAAGAAGCCCGCUCCGCCUCGGCCCAAGCCGCCCAGCGGUAAAAGCACCCCCGUGAGCCAGCCCGGCUCCGCGGAGCCCCCGCCCCCCGAGCCCCUCCAGCCGCGGGGGGCCCGCGCCGGCGACCCGCUCCAAAAUAGAGAGGGGCUGGGGGAGCCGCUUAGCGGAACAGACCCCCUUGUCCCCUCCGCUAAGGCCGCUUCCGCCGGCUUUGCCGACUUCACCUCUUUCUGCAAUGAGGAGCAGCAGCUGGCCUGGGCCAAGCGGGAGAGCGCCAAGGCGGAGCAGGAGCGGCUGGCGCGGCUGCGGCGGCAGGAGCAGGAGGACCUGGAGCUGGCCAUCGCGCUCAGCAAGGCCGACAUGCCCGCCUAGCACGCGCACGCGCACGCGCACGCGCACUCCUUGUACAAAAUGAAGUUUGAAUGAUUAAUAUAAUAUUUUAAUACAAAA
Messenger RNA from Dipodomys spectabilis (banner-tailed kangaroo rat), 2791 nucleotides. It is a transcript of the gene Eps15l1, whose product is annotated as epidermal growth factor receptor pathway substrate 15 like 1. Gene Ontology annotation, cellular component: clathrin coat of coated pit; cytoplasm; plasma membrane. The transcript is spliced from 24 exons. The record is from RefSeq and is a predicted model, not a curated record. Bases 44 to 2713 code for a protein of 889 amino acids. Gene Ontology annotation, molecular function: calcium ion binding; cadherin binding. Lineage: Eukaryota; Metazoa; Chordata; Mammalia; Rodentia; Heteromyidae. Gene Ontology annotation, biological process: endocytosis; endosomal transport.